This is a messenger RNA of Closterium sp. NIES-67, 7120 nucleotides long. NCBI's taxonomy places the organism in Eukaryota, Viridiplantae, Streptophyta, Zygnematophyceae, Desmidiales, Closteriaceae. The record is from the annotation of a GenBank genome assembly.
UCUUCAAGGCAACAAUGACAGUGAGUGACCAUGCUGCUAUGGCCUUGCCGUCAGUCAGAAUGGUUCGUGUUCUGAGCUAGGUGCGUUCACACCGAUUCUGAGACGGUUUGCUCGCGUUCUGACUGAACGAUCCCUUACAACACACUCGUUCUUACUCCUCACUCUACAAUUGUCACACUCUAGUCUAGCUUGGUCCAUUUCCCUUGCAAUUUAGCAAGCGAUAGCGUCCGACGCUAGCGAGAGCCUUCAAAGGUUCCGUGUGCCGCUCGCUCAGAACCAGACCAGCCCUUAAUUCCCGCUGGGCUCCCGCUGACCACCGAAACUCCCAAUCCCGACAUAGCGGCAGCAGCAUCAAUAGCAGCAGCAGCAGCAGCAUGACUCAAAGUCUGAGGGGCUUCUGUUUGACUCCUGUGUUGCGGCGAAAACGCGGUCACCGAAGAAACCGCUUCCCUACAAACACCAACCACAGCAUGACCUCUCACAGCAUCAAUACCACCAGAUCCAGCACCAGCAGCAGCAGCAGCAGCAGCACCAGCAGCAGCACCAGCAGCAGCACCAGCAGCAGCAGCAGCAGCAGCAGCAGCAGCAGCAGCAGCAGCAGCAGCAGCAGCAGCAGCAGCAGCUGCACCAGCACCAGCAGCACCAGUUGCCCCAGCAGCACGAGCAGCAGCGGUGCUGGCAUCCCCAUGGCUGUCACCACUGCCAUCACCGUCGCCGUGGUCGCCAUCAUCUCAGUGCUUUCACCGCUUCCCUUCCUGCCAGGGACGCAUGCUGCCCCGGUGGCAAAAGCGCAAUGGUCGAUCCUCCAGGAGCUGAAGCGUGAGUGGGGCGCAUUCAACGGCAGCGAGACGUGGUUUCCCACCAAUGACUGUCUCAACGUCAAGGGCGUUGCCUGCGAUGGCUUUGGCAACAUCUUCGCCAUAGACCUCCUUGGCAAGGGGCUCAAGGGCUCCAUACCCACCAGCAUCGGCACCAUCGUUGACCUGCAGUUCCUGAUUCUGAGAAAUAAUGAGCUCACAGGGCCCCUCCCACCGUCUUUCGCCGGCUCUAUGAACGAGCUGGAUCUGGGGUUCAACCAGCUCAGCGGCACAAUCCCUGCAAAGUACAGCCGGCUCGGAGGCUUGAUGCGACUCCGGCUGGACAACAACCAGCUCACAGGCUCGAUUCCUGUGGAUAUGCUGACAGUCCUGCGCAACCUUGUAACCCUUCGUCUUGACGGCAACCAGCUAACGGGCACCAUACCCAGCUUUCUUAGCAACCUCGAGCUGCUCACAGACCUUGGCCUGAACAACAACCAGCUCUCGGGGUCUUUCCCAACCACGUUCGACAACCUCCGUGGGCUCCGAUCUCUGGACUUGAGUGGCAAUCAGCUGUCGGGAAGUCUGCCUUCACAUGUCGGCUCUCUGUGCCAGCUCCAGUCUUUGUCCCUGGCCAACAACGAGUUCUCAGGCUCAAUCUUCAAUGACAUCAGCAAUCUCACCGACCUCUACUCCUUUGAUCUCUCCAACAACCAGCUCUCUGACACCAUUCCUACAGAAAUAGGCUACCUCAGAUCGUUGCGGUUCCUAGAUCUCUCCAACAACCAGCUCUCUAACACCAUUCCUGCGGAGCUAUCCAACCUCUAUUCGUUGAUGUACCUGCAUCUCAACGGAAAUGAGCUCACUGGGGGGGCCCCAUGGCAGCUGAGUAAUCUGAUAAACCUCCAAGAGCUGUCAGUGGCGGGAAACCAGCUCGGAGGCGGUGUGGACGCAGUGCUAUCCAGCUUCACCGCUCUCACUGUGCUAGACAUGUCCAAUAAUAACUUCAUGUUUUCCCUUACAAUGGAAAUCAGUAGACUCAGCCGACUGCAGUACCUUAACUUAUCCUGGAAUUCGAUUGAUGGCCCCAUUGUGGAUGAGAUUUCUGCUCUCACUGACCUCUCCGUGCUGGACCUGAGCAACAAUCAGUUUUACGGGCAACUGCCAGCACAGCUAAGCCCCUUGGCUUCUCUCCGACACCUCAAUAUGGGUGGUAAUUCCGGUCUGGCGGGAACCUUCCCUGACCCAGUGACAACUGUCACUACCCUCACCUUCCUGGGCCUGUCAAACUGCCUAAUCUCUGGGGAACCUCCCAUUGACCUCACCAAACUUGUGAAGCUUGAGUCGCUUGAUCUCAGCAACAACAAUUUUCUUUCCUCCAUUCCCAAUUUCCUCGUCGACUUCCCUCGUCUUAAGUCACUGUGUGUGCAUGGGGAUCUAAGUAAGGCUCUUUUUUCAGGGCCCAUACCUGCACCGUCAGUCCUCAACACUGCAUUCACCUACCUCAAUCUGGCAGGGAAUUCUCUCACAGGGUCUGUUCCCGCGGCCAUUUCCAAUGUCGCUGGUGCAGUCACCAUUGAUUUAUCGGCCAAUUCAAUCGAUGGCUCCAUUCCUGCCUCUAUUUCCACACUCAACAAGUUGCAAGAUCUAGUACUCACGUCCAACCAGUUAUCUGGCCCUCUCCCUCCGACUCUCAGUCGCCUCACUAGCCUCACCAAGUUGGAUCUGAGUUUCAACCAGAUAUCAGGGCCACUACCCACCACCCUUAUUUUUGCUACUGCUCUCUCCCACCUUGACCUGAGCAGCAACCUAUUCUCUGGCUCUCUUCCUCUGGCCUACAGCCGGCUCUCUCAGCUCUCUAACCUGGCCCUGUCGUCCAACCUUCUCUCUGGCUCCAUCCCAGAGCCCCUUAUCGCCACCCUCACAAGGGCACUGCAGCUGAGCAUGAGUAACAACCAGCUGUCCGGCAACAUGCCUUCGUCUCUCUCCCGCCUCACCAAGCUCACCAACCUGAACCUGAGUUUCAACCGACUAUCGGGCACCGUGGUGUCAUCCAUCAGUACCCUCUCUGCGCUUGAGUUGCUAGCGCUUUCCAACAAUGCUUUCACGGAGACCAUUCCAGCAGCAGCCAUCGCACAGAUCACAAAGCUGCAGAAGCUUGACCUCAGCUACAACCAGCUAUCGGGAACAGUGCCUGCAGCUGUCACUGCUCUAGAUGCCAUCACUAGCAUUGACUUGAGCCACAAUGACUUGACUGGGCCCCUCCCUACCAGCAUCAGCAUAAUGGCCGACCUCAAGUCCCUCAAUCUGAGUGGCAACAGCCUCACUGGCUCCAUACCAUCGCACUACUCUGCCCUCACCAACCUAGAGGCCCUGAACCUCUGCUGCAACCGGCUGAAUGGCACGCUGCCCACAUUUCUUGGAGGGCUUUUGAAACUGGAGGCUAUUGACCUGAGCAGCAACCGUCUGUCUGGCACCAUCCCUGUACUCUACACCGGGCUUGUCCGACUCACCCUCCUCAACCUGCGCAACAACCAGCUGACAGGACCCGUCCUGGAGCCCAUCCCCGCCUCCCUCACAAGCUACCGGCUCGACAACAACUACUUUUCCUCGGGCUUCUCGUCCCCCCCCAACUGCGCGCAAGGCACCAUCACCUUCCGCUUCAACUGCCUGGACACCGCCACCCUCCCGGGCUACACCUGUCCCACUCCCGCUGAUCCCACGGGAACUGCAGCAGCAGUGCAGCGGGCUGAGGUGCUGUGUGCGGCGUUCUGCGGCGUGAGUGCUGCUGCCCCCCCGUGUGGGGGGCAUGGCUCGUGUUACCUGGAGGGGUCGAGCAGAGUGCCCACGUGUGACUGCGACCCGGGGUUUGUGAAUGGGGAGCUGCCUGCCAGCUGCGUUGCUGAAGGCAGCAAGGAGGGUGCGCUAGUGGCCCUGCAGCCAACAGCUGCACAGACAGGAGUGAAGGGCGGGGCAGCAGUGGCCAGCAACGGCGCCAUCACCCUCACUGCCUCCCAGCCCAACACUUGGGGCGCAGCAUUCUUCAUCGUCCCCGUCAACCUCUUCUCCUUCUCCCUUAAAGCCGGCGCCUGUGGCCGCACAUUUGCCUUCACCGUCUACUUCUCCUUCACCAUUCUCAAACCCGCCGCCGCUGCUGCUGCUGGGGACGGGUUUGCCUUUGUGAUCGCAGCGAGUGACGCUGCGACAGGCGGGAGCAGCGGCAGUACGGACGGCAGUGGCGGCGGGGGCAGCUUGGGGUAUUCAGGCAUGGAUGAGCGAAGCAUAGCAAUAGAAUUCGAAACUGUCAAGACCACUGAUAGCAACGACCCAGACAGCAACCAUGUGGGAUUUAGCGCCAGAGGCAAUACCACUUCCAUUGUGACAGCCAAGGCACCCGUGACUCUCAAUGACGGCAAGCCCAAGCAUGCCUGGAUCGUGUUCGAUCCGUCUCCUCCCUCUUCUUCCUCUUCCGCUGCCUCUACCUCUAGCGCUGGGUCGAGUGCCAGCAGCAACAGUACCGGCUCGCUGCAUGUGUUUCUAUCUGGCAAAGCCUCGCCCCGGCCGGCUAAGCCAGCGCUGUCGGUGCAGGUGUCUCUGUGCGAGUUCCUCCGGCCCACACUUAUCGAGUCCGCAUUCCGCAUGGGGUUUGCUGCGUCCUCGUCUGACCCCCCCCAGCAGCACUCUGUCCUCUUUUGGAACAUCAGUGCAGGUCUGCAAGAACCAGCGCCACUCACAGGCCAGCAGUUUGGGUUCCGGAUCAGCGAGUCAUCCAUCUCACCAGGGGGGGCGAACCCUUUCUUCCGCUAUGCCAGCGCGGGCGUGCAGGCAGCAGGGGGAGGAGGAGGUGACGAGGAGGUGUGGGUGGUGAGUGAGGCGUUUUCGUGGACUGGCCCGAGCAUGCUGUGGCCCGUCAAGAACCAGGGCGCAUGCGGCGACUGCUGGGCGUAUGCAGUGGUGGGCAGCAUCGAGGCGGCCUACAGCAUCCUCUUCAACCUCUCAGCAGCGCCGCUCCUCUCCGUCACGUACCUGCGCUCCGCCCUCGGCUCCUCCUGCGACCAGGGCAACUCGCCCUCGCAAGCCUUCCAGUAUCUGGUCACCCUCAACGCCAAGAGCAAAGUGGGCCUCACGGAGGAUGGCAAGGAGGCGGCGGUGGCAAAGGGAGGGAAGAAGAAGAAGGGGGGGAGUCCGAGCCCGCUGUGCAGCGUGCCUGUAUUUGGUCAGCUGUUGAAAUCGCUUGGGAUAUCGUGCACUGGAGGGCGGGACUCUGGAUCGAGCAAGCUGUCAGGGGGGCGGUUCAGGGUGGACGGGUUUGAGCGCACGGCGUUCCACGGCUGGUUCGGGCUGCUGCUGGCCGUGCAGCGCCAGCCGGUGGUGGUGCAUAUAGAGGCCACUGCUCCCUCCUUCCUGGACUACGAUGGGCUCUUCAAGUACCAGGACCCAGAGUGCUUCUCCUACAACCUCAACCACGUGGUGCUGCUGGUGGGGUACCGCCUUAUAGGCUUUGAUCCCACCUUCCCCCACAUGGUGCCGCCCUUCUGGAUCAUCCGCAACUCGUGGGGGCCGGAGUGGGGCGACAGGGGCCACAUGCGCAUGGACAUCCAGGGCGGGGAUGGGGUGUGCGGGAUCAACACCCUGCCUGGGAUUUACCCGGUGGUGAGGGAUGCUGCAGACCCGUGUAAUUUGCAGGGGAGGAGCAGUGAGGUGUUUGGGUCUCUGUUCAACCCGUGUGGGAGUUUCAAGUGCACGCCGGAUGGGGCCAGCAACCGGUGUGAUUGCAACGACCCACGAUUCGUGGAGGCUAAAAACGCGGAUGGCUCGCGCACUUGUGCAUACAAGGAUGCGUGCCGGGCGUCGGUGCAUAACCCAUGUGCGGUGGGCACGUGUGUGAAUGACGGCAAGGGCUCGUACUCAUGUGUGUGCCCCCCGGGCUUCAGGCAGGGCACCACUGUGGAUGGCACCUUCUCCUGUGGUCCAGGCGACCCCAGCAGCACGUACAAGGUGGUAUCUGAGGGCCUCACCUGCGCUGACAUCCACCCCGUGUACGGGCUCACUCUCAUCCAGUUCCAGCAGCAGAACCCGAAACUGGACUGCAGCGCACCACUCCCUGACACCACAGUGGUCAACGUCAGACAGAUGGACAGCCUCACUCCCUGCUCUGUCUACUACACCACGUCUCAGGGCGACACGUGUGAGUCCCUAGCAGCCUACUUCUCUCUCUCCACCGGCUGCCCAACCGACCAGCCCUGCACAGACGCCUUCCAAGCACUCAACCCAGGCCUGGACUGCGCCACCAACAGCGGGCAGCUCUCCCCCAGCCAGGCGGUGUGUGUGGAGCGGCGGGCGCAGAGCGCAGCUUCCCUGCUCAUCCCGGUGUGCUCGCAGUACUUCCUGGUGCAGGCUGGGGAGACGUGUGAGCAGAUCCGGUCUGUUCCGUCUACGCCGCUCACCCCGCUCGAGUUCUUCCGCCUCAACCCCGGCAUCAAGUGCAGCCGCCUCGUGCCCAAGACUGAUAUUGGUAGCUUCACUGGCUUUGAGGCGUGCAUAGGUAGCUCGCUCAGCUUCACUGCAGGAGUGUGCCCCAGGAGCCAGGCAUACGUGGUUGGCACAGGCGACCGCUGCACCGCAUUGCAGAUCAAGUAUUUCAAGGGCAUCAAAGGGUGUUACAAGCGCAUCAACGGCUACGAGUGCCUUGAUAGACUCAUCACUACCACCAGGGUCUGCAUUCCGGACCAAGUGAAGAUCAAGAAAGGGAGAUGCACCGUUUAACAUGGUGUUUGCACUAACGGCAUAUUCAUAUGGCCUCGCGUCAGACUAAUGCGGUUCUGCGCAGACAAUGCGGUGCGCCAUGGUUCGUCGCGAGUGUGACGCGAGGUCAGGUCUGAUGUGAGCUGUAGGAAUGCACCCUGAGACCGUGUUCCUACAGCCUCUUCCCUGACCAACCCCUUCUGAGACCGGCGUCAUGCUGCAUUGCACUGCGUUGAACCAACUCGCUUCAAAAUUGCACUGUACUGUUGCUCGUGCCUCUCGGUCAGAAGGGCAAGUUUAGGAAGAGGCUGUAGGUGUAAGUAAGAACAAGCAGUGCCGUCCUGGGUUACCCUGGUUUGUAGUCUAGCUGACUGGUCUUCGGACCCUUGCCUCAGAGGUUGGACUAGUAGUGCCACCAUGAGCUGCGUGUCUCUUGCCCGGCAUUGCCCCUCAUCUGGUCUAGGGGGUGUGUCAAACAUGUGUAUAUGUUACAAUAGGCUAGAUAGGUGUGUACUCUUAGAGAGUACAAUCCCUUAGCACAAAACUACCGUGUAUCUCACAUUCUAGUUACUUCGCUA